AGUCUCGACCGUUUCUAGUCUCGUCUGACCCGUGAUCGGCGGUCCUGCAGUGUCUUCUUUCCUCCCCCCUUCUCAGAUGCAUCGUCCAUCUUAUCAGCGACAUUUCACUGCCAUCGUCUGGUCCGCCUGAUCCCGAACCACAGUACACCCUCCCUCCAACCUCCAUACACCUCAAACCCACCAACAACAACAACAACAAACAAAACAAAACAAAGCCAAAAACAACAAACAAAAAAGCCAUGGCCUACUCUCUCCCGACACCCUUCACCCCCAACAACAGUGAAUUCGCAACGCUGGACCCCACGCGGGUGCCGGACGGGAUCAUUUCGAUCACGGCGCUGGCCCGCUUCGAAUUCGAAGCGGGCAAGGGCAACGACGGGACCAAGAUCCUGAUGAUCGAGUGGGAAGACGACGACCUGGGGCGGCGGGUGGCGGAAACGGGGGGCUCGUGGCACGUCGCCUGGGAAGGGAAACAGGCGGUGCUGCCGGCGGACGAGAAGACCAAGGACAACACGCGCCGGCUGUACUUCCUACUCCCACCGCACGUCACCAUCCCGCCCACCGUGACGCUGUUCUACGAGACUCCGGCCACAGCCACAGCAGACCCGAACAACAACAAUAACAACACUACAAAGGCGCCCGAACCCUUGCAUCUGAACCCGCUCCCCGCUAUCUUCCCGCCGGAGUUGGGCGCGGACGGCCGCUCGGCGGGUAAGAAGGGCGUGCUGCACACCAUUUGGGCGAAGAAGCGGCUGCAGGUGCUCGAUAAGGAGAUCCGUGAGGAGUGUUUGACGAAUGUCGAGGGAAUCGCGCUGCACAUGGCGUUGCAGGAGAAGGAGUGGAUCGAGACGAACUUCGGGGUCUCGUUGACGGACCGCAGCAGCAACAACAACAACCACCACCACAACCAUCCGGAUCCGCAUUAUCCCAUGGGUCCGGCGACGCCGGUGUCGCCCAGUAGUAACGGCGGGGGCAAGCUGGGGGAGAAGCUGAAGGGGCUGAAGCUGCAGACGGGCGAGAAAGAGCUUUCGCCCAAGGGGGAGGGCCACGCCGCCACAGCCCGUCACCUUCUCUCCCCGCAAUCCCCAGAUGUAGCCGUCUCGUCUUUCACCUCCUUCCACACCCUCCACCACAACCCCCCGCCACUCGCCCAACCACCACCAUCAGACCCCAUCCGCCCCCCGGUGGUAGUCCACUACCCGCCGGAAUCCCUACAAGCGCACCAAUCGAGCGAGCAACACCAGCACCACCACACAGGCUUCGCCUCGAUGGGCACGCUGGCGCGCACCUCCAGCGUCGAAUCAGGCGAAGAGCUCUUUGCCAAGGCGUUGAGUCCGCGCACGCCGGACCUUCCGCGGAGUCCGUUCUCGUUCAGUCCGGGGACGUUGCAUAUGUGAAGUUUAAAACCAUUGGACUGUACUUUGUUGCAUAGGUGACGGUGACAUUGGGUGGUUUAUUUUUGACGCAAAGCAAAGCAUGCUGCACUACAUACAUUCUUUUUUGUUGUUGUUACUGUUAUUGUUCAUAUUAGCCUUGUCUCUCGCUUUCUGCUGUGUUUGUUAAAUGAUUCCCCCUCCCAAAUUAUAGCCAUUAUGUUUAUGUUUGAUGACUCAAGAGGGGUGGGACUGUUGUCCGGGUCUGUGUAUAUAGGAGGCAUGAGAAUGAAUUUUCUCGUAGGAGUUGGUCUUCAUGGCA
Messenger RNA from Aspergillus homomorphus CBS 101889, 1695 nucleotides. RefSeq lists its product as uncharacterized. The record is from RefSeq and is a predicted model, not a curated record. Lineage: Eukaryota; Fungi; Ascomycota; Eurotiomycetes; Eurotiales; Aspergillaceae. The coding region runs from base 240 to 1397 and encodes 385 amino acids. The transcript is spliced from 2 exons.